Messenger RNA from Wyeomyia smithii (pitcher-plant mosquito), 4241 nucleotides. RefSeq names its product b(0,+)-type amino acid transporter 1 (gene sbm). The record is from RefSeq and is a predicted model, not a curated record. The transcript is spliced from 11 exons. The coding region runs from base 651 to 2321 and encodes 556 amino acids. Gene Ontology annotation, molecular function: L-amino acid transmembrane transporter activity. Gene Ontology annotation, biological process: amino acid transmembrane transport. Gene Ontology annotation, cellular component: membrane. Lineage: Eukaryota; Metazoa; Arthropoda; Insecta; Diptera; Culicidae.
AAGCUAUUUAGUCGAAAAUAGUUUUGAAUAUAAAACGUGAUAAAUUAAUAGUAAAUUUAGUGGUUCAGUCACAAGAACAUUUCUUGUAGAAAUUUCCGAAAACAAGUUGUAAAGGUCAUGAAAGACUAUUUUGAUAAACACAAAAAAGCUAAAAUGUUUAUUGUCACAUUAUAACCGAGCCGGAUGGUUAUAUUUUUUUACCUGUUGCCUGCACUCGAAAAAACCGGUUGACUCAACACAUUCAAACAACGAUUAAACACACACCUUCUCACUGCAUCCGAGCGCUAACUAAUACGCGUAAAUUCGGUUCGGCUUGCGCCGCCGAUCGUCCUACCAUUCUAUAUAAGACGGUCCGGCCUAAGAGUAACCCUUUCAGUACACCUUGGGAUCUUCGCCGGUAAACGUCGGAAACUCGCUUCACAGAUUACGCAAAUUUCGUACAGUUAGUCCCAGUCAGUAGUGUCCGCGCUCAUUUUUCGCAAGAAUUCCGGCUGGUGAAAUUUUCUAGUGGUAUUAGUGGCUGUGAAAUAAUUGGAUUGCACCAUAUCGAUCCACGUAGAACCACGUAGCUUCGAAACUUUGCUGGACUUUGCGGCUUAACGAGACGCACUGAGCCGACCUUUACUCGAUUCGAUCGCAACUUGCAUGCCAUGCGCGAUAAACUCUCGCAUUACAUUUCUUCAGAAGCUGCAGCAGGCCAUGACUGUCGGAAAAGCAGUUCAUCCUCGGAUAAUAGUUUCGCAGGACAUAAUGUGUUAUUUAAAGACGUAUCAAGUGCAGACUGGAAUUCCCAAAGUGGGGACGGAACCAAGGAUGGCAACGGGAAUAUCGGGCGAGGGACGUCCGAAACGGCAGAGACCGACUCAUCAGGGACCGGGGGGAUGCGGGACUCGCUGGAGGGGACGGGCUCAGCGCAGAACGACCUUAUUCACCUCAAGAGACGGGUGGGACUCUUCAGUGGGGUGGCUUUAAUUGUCGGAACAAUGAUCGGGUCUGGAAUAUUUGUAUCGCCAUCUGGUUUACUGGUGCGAACCGGUUCCAUUGGUGUGAGCUUUAUUAUAUGGAUGGCCUGUGGGUUGCUCUCAUUGUUAGGUGCAUUGGCGUACGCUGAGUUAGGCACGAUGAACACAUCUUCCGGGGCAGAAUGGGCAUACUUUAUGGACGCGUUCGGCGCUUGGCCGGCAUUCCUCUUCUCCUGGGUAUCGACGCUAGUGCUCAAACCGUCCCAGAUGGCAAUCAUAUGCCUCUCGUUCGCCCAGUACGCCGUCGAAGCCUUCGUGGCCGAAUGCGACCCACCGCAGACCGUUGUGAAAAUGGUUGCAAUACUGGCGAUAGUGUGCAUUUUAUUUGUAAAUUGUUAUAGUGUUAAUCUAGGAAUGGCUGUUCAAAAUGUUUUUACCUCUGCAAAGCUGAUCGCGGUGCUGAUUGUAAUCUGUGGUGGCGCCUACAAGCUGUUCCAGGGCAAUACACAGCACCUGCAGAAUGCAUUUAGCGGACCGAUGCCCUCGAUGGGUGCGAUCGCAACAGCGUUCUACACCGGUCUCUGGGCCUACGAUGGAUGGAACAAUCUUAACUAUGUAACCGAAGAAAUCCAGAACCCCAGCAAAAAUCUGCCACGUUCGAUCAUAAUUGGCAUCCCGCUGGUAACGCUGUGCUAUGCGCUAAUCAAUGUGUCAUAUUUGGCCGCAAUGUCACCGACCGAGAUGAUUGAGUCGGAAGCCGUUGCUAUCACAUUCGGUAAUCGCAUCCUGGGUGUAAUGGCGUGGCUUAUGCCGCUAAGUGUCACCAUCAGCACAUUUGGCAGUGCCAACGGUACGCUGUUUGCCGCCGGAAGGCUGUGUUUUGCCGCCAGCCGCGAAGGACAUUUGUUGGAUAUUCUCUCCUAUGUACACGUGCGUCGUCUGACUCCGGCUCCCGGGCUGAUUUUCCAUUCAUUGAUUGCCAGCGCGAUGGUCCUGUACGGCACGAUCGAUUCGCUAAUCGAUUUCUUCAGCUUCACGGCAUGGAUUUUCUACGGCGGCGCGAUGCUGGCACUGAUCGUGAUGCGUUACACCAAACCUAACUAUCCGAGACCCUACAAGGUUCCACUUAUCAUUCCAAUACUGGUUAUGAUUAUUUCCGGCUAUCUGGUGGUAGCACCCAUCAUCGAAAAACCGCAGAUCGAGUACCUGUACGCAGUGUUGUUCAUCUUUGCUGGGCUCUUUUUCUACGUGCCAUUUGUACAUCUUGGAUACCAUCCGAAGUUUAUGGGCAACGUCACCUUAUUUUUCCAAAUGCUUUUCGAGGUUGUGCCCACCACAUCGAUGGCCAUGUUUGACUGAUCGGGCAGCCAGCACUAGUAGCGAAAAGACAAACUGAAUCAGCCAAGUUAAAGUAUAUCUAACCGUAGAUUUUUUUUUUCGUGAAUAGAAAAAGAUUGUUGAAUAGAGCGUAAACUUGCUUCACAAUUCAAGCUACACAAACGAAUCAAAUCAAAUCAAAUAGCAAUAUGAAGUAGAUUGGAAUGUGUCUCCUGCUUGAGACAGACAGAGAGAUUGAAAUGUCAUUAAUGAGCUUCACAGAAGGUAAGAACGUGCCAAUCAAACAAAUAUAUAACCACUGAAAAGUAAUAACACAAGGGCAGUAAGAUCGAGCAAGCAAAACACAUACAUAUUUCUGUUCUUGAUAUCGAUACAAGUAAGAAGAACAGCAUACGAGACACAACAAAACGAAAACACUGCUCAAAUCAGAACAACAACCCUAAACAAAUCGUUUUUCAAUAAUUUUGGAAAAGUAUACAUAUGCAAUAAUUGUUUCAAUCAAUAGCAAAAGAAGAAAAUCGCUAUCAGGCGAAUGUAGCUCUAAGUGAAAGAAGAAGCUAGACGUAUGAAUGGAAAAGGCUAUAUUUUAUAAACCAAUUUGGAAAAAGUGGGAAAAUAUUUAAACUCCAAGACCAAGCGUAACAUCAGCCGUAGUUUAAAUGUUAGAAAUCAUUGCAUAUGACGGCAAUGGCACACACAGAGUAGUAGUUUUUUGAUCAUUGUCAUUAGUUUUGGUUAGUUUACCAAAUGCAAAAACUUUGAACCACACUACUGCAGUGCGGAAUUACGUUUUGUAGCUGUAAGUUUUAUUUUCGUAUACUCAUCAGCCUCCCUGAGCGAGUGAUUCAUGUUUGAAGCUAGAAGUGUGAUAUUCAAAGCAGAAAUUCAGAUAAGCCGUUUGAACUUGUUUCAAAGCAUUAUAAAUUCAUCAAACCUUUUCUCUCUUCCAAACACAAAAGACCAUGCAAAGCUGCACGGAUCAUUCCCGGAUGGUUGUUCCCCGAAAGAUUAUCUUAUUAUGCAAGAAGAGCAUUCUUUUGUUGAGACAUAUAGAUUCUAAAUAUUUAAAAUCACGAUAGAAACUAAUUUUUGGGGAACAGCUAUUGCCUCGUCAGUUUGGUGCAGGAACUGGCGAUAUCAAAAUUUUUUUGAAGGAUUCGAAAAUCACACUAGCGAAAAAAAAAUACCAAAGAAAAACCGUCUGCCAUAAAUCCGAUGGAUGAGGCAAAUAUUUAAACAAUUCGACUGAGGAUGUAAUGUAGUUAAAAACAUGAACACCCGAGCUAAAGGGAAGUAUACCACACGUAAUGUAUUAAAAAAGUUCAUUGUAAAUGCACACAUCUUAUAGUAUCCUACUAUAAUACUACGUUAUCGCUGAUAUUAUUGCAUAAUUUUUGAUUGUAUAUAGCGUUGUUCGCUCGCGAUCCGAUCGGUACACCAAGGAGCUAUCAUUCCGUGCCGACGAAUCGUGUUCUAUCAUUCAGUGCUAGUAAGUUUGGUUAGCUUUAUUACCGUUUAUUUAUCUUUGAUACUGCUUUUGUCCUCAAUAAUACAUUACACAGUAGUAGCGUAUUAGACGUAUAGACUUAUUAAAAAAAAAUAAAAACAAAAACUGAAACUUCAUCAUUGUGACAAGCAAACAAACACACAAAACAAACAAUAAAAUGCAAUCGCCUAAUUCGAAACGAAUUGUUGUUACACAACGUCAAAGUCUGAAGCAACAUUGGCAGAUUAAUUAAAAAAUAAUAGUCGUGAUAAAGUACUGACCCUAGUCUGUUGAUCUAUUAUUAUACCGGUUGGAACCGAGAAAGAAGGAUAUAUUACUGUACUUAUUGAAUUGAGCAAAAUACUGUAACUGGAAUAAAGUAACACUAAUUGACACUAUUGGAAGCAGCACCUAUAAGGAAUUUUGAAUAAAGAGCAGAUUAUUUUAGGAAAGUG